Scedosporium apiospermum is the source of this 1425-nucleotide messenger RNA. Its product is annotated as Riboflavin transporter MCH5. The transcript is spliced from 2 exons. Gene Ontology annotation, cellular component: fungal-type vacuole membrane. The record is from RefSeq and is a predicted model, not a curated record. NCBI's taxonomy places the organism in Eukaryota, Fungi, Ascomycota, Sordariomycetes, Microascales, Microascaceae. Gene Ontology annotation, molecular function: transmembrane transporter activity; 2-(3-amino-3-carboxypropyl)histidine synthase activity. Gene Ontology annotation, biological process: protein histidyl modification to diphthamide; transmembrane transport. Bases 1 to 1425 code for a protein of 474 amino acids.
AUGACCAUCGCCUCGAGUCAUGCAGAGGACACCUGCCUAAAAAACCGCCUCUCAUCCGACGAGCCCGAAGCAAAGCUUCCACGCGAUCCUAAGAACGAAAAUGAAGCCGUAGAGAUCAAGAAACCGUCGGCUUCCGCCGACACCCCCUCUUCCCCCUCCGCAGACGCCACGCACGAAGAAGAACGGGAGACAUACCCCGAAGGCGGCCUGCAGGCAUGGCUCGUCGUAUUCGGCUCCUUUUGCGCCAUGGGCGCCAUCUUUGGGCUCGUUAACUCGGCCGGCGUAUUCGAGUCGUACUUCCAACGCAACCAGCUCAGCAACUAUAGCCAUGCGAACAUUGGAUGGAUUUUCAGCUUGUACCUCUUCCUCGUAUUCUUCAUCGGGGUUCAGGUCGGGCCUGUCUUUGAUACCUACGGACCCCGGGCUUUGGUUGCCGCUGGAAGUUUGGUAACUGUUACGAGUUUGAUGCUGCUGAGUCUUUCAAAGUCAUACUACCAGAUCAUGUUAACCUAUUCCGUCCUGGGUGGCAUCGGUGGCGCUCUCCUCAAUGCCCCAGCCUACGGUGCCGUCGCGCACUUCUUCAACGAACGGCGGGGUCUAGCCACCGGCAUCGCAUCAACAGCUGGCGGUAUCGGUGGGAUCGUCUUCCCCCUCCUGCUUCAAUUCCUCCUCGGCGACAACGGCGUGGGUUUCCCCUGGGCCUGUCGGAUCCUCGGCUUCAUCUUCCUCGGUCUCUGCGUGCCGGCCAACUUAUUCAUCUGCAGCCGACUUCCUCCCAAACUCGGUCCUGAUGGGCGCCCCAAGGUGCAGUCGGUCUGGCCGGAUUUUACCAUCUUUCGAGAUCGGGGUUUCGCCAUGGCUACACUGGCCAUCUUCUUCAUGGAAUGGGGCCUCUUCGUGCCGUUGACCUACAUCGUGUCGUACGCGGUCGCACACGGCCAUUCCGAGUCCGACAGCUCCAAGUUGUUGUCCGUCCUGAACGCUGGCUCGGUCGUAGGUCGGUUCCUCCCAGGCCUCUUGGCCGACAAGUUCGGCCGGUUCAACAUCAUCAUCCUCACCAACGCAAUGUGCGCUGUUAGCGCCUUUGCUCUCUGGCUACCCUCGGCGCAUUCUGGAGCCGUCUUGAUCGUGUUUUGCGUCUUCUUCGGGUUCGUGAGUGGGAGCAACCUCGGUUUGUACCCUGUCUGUCUGGGCCAGUUUUGCGAGUCACAGGCGUACGGUCGGUAUUUCGCCACGGCGUCUAUGAUGGCGAGCUUUGGGACGCUGACGAGCCUGCCCAUCGGUGGAUCUCUACUCGGACUUGGGGGUGCGCGGGGAUGGAACGCGUUGAUUGCCUUUUCUGGCUCUGCUUACCUUGGUGCCUUGGCUUGCUAUAUCUCUGCGAGGGUCGGUGUGGUUGGGUGGGAUGUUAGAAGGAAGUUCUAA